Messenger RNA from Epinephelus lanceolatus (giant grouper), 3013 nucleotides. It is a transcript of the gene selenol, whose product is annotated as selenoprotein L. Gene Ontology annotation, biological process: prostaglandin biosynthetic process. The record is from RefSeq and is a predicted model, not a curated record. NCBI's taxonomy places the organism in Eukaryota, Metazoa, Chordata, Actinopteri, Perciformes, Serranidae. Gene Ontology annotation, molecular function: antioxidant activity; prostaglandin F synthase activity.
ACAUGGCUUCCGCCCCAGUGUCAGUGUGUCGGUCCCGUACAGGUGGGAGAGGAGCCGGUGACCAUGGCUGAGGAUGUGACUGUAUCAGAGGAGACUCUAACAGGUGCUCUGACUCUGCUGGUCAACAUGGGCACAGUCCUUCUACAGACAGCCAAGCAGGAAGCACAAGAGUCCCUGGAGAGUUUUGUCCCACAUAAGAUCACCACUUUGUUCGGCCUGAUCGCAGCCGGAGCAAACUUCUACAAGAGCCUCGGAGUGAAGAAGAAGAAGGAAGCAGAGGACAUUUGGAAGAAGUCUUAUCACCAUGAAGCAGUGAGAGAGCAGGUGGAGCGACUUCUGCAGCUGGAGACUGAGUGGGACUCCUUCCUGGAGAGUGUGGACAGAGAUCUGCAGACGACAGAUAGACAGCUGUCAGGAGGAAAGAUCGCAGACAGCCUGAGCCCUGACACUUCAUUCACCGAUGCAAAGAGUGGAAAGAGCGUGACUCUGGGUCAGUACCUGCAUCAGGGGCAGAAGCUGCUGCUGGUCCUCAUCAGACACUUCGGAUGACUACCGUGACGAGACCACGUGGCCGAGCUGGAGGCCAGUCAGGCUGACCUCGAGGCUCGGUCAGUGAGGGUCUUGGUGGUGUCUUUCGGCGGUGUGGAGGGAGCUCAGGUGUGGCGCGAGCAGACUGGAUGUACGUUUGACAUGCUGCUGGAUCCACAGAGGAAGGUAUACAGGAGCUUUGGCCUCGGCUCGUCUUACGCCAAGGUGAUGAAGUUCGGCUGUCUGCUGCAGUACUCAGAGUAUGGAGCUGUUGACAGAGACUUCCCUGACGUUCCCCCUCGCCUGCUUGAAGAUAUCUACCAGAUGGGAGGUGACUUUUUGCUGGAUGAAGCAGGGAAGGUCCUUUUAUGUCAUCCAUCUAAAAUCCCGAUGGACAGGCCGACGGUAAAGGCCAUCCUGCAGGCUGUGGACUCCUCCAGCUGCUCUUCCAAGUCCACAGAGAAACACUGUCAUGUGGAACCCAAGCUGUGAGCACUGGAGACACUGAUCCUGGGGUUGUACCACAUCACUGACACCACAGAUGGAGAGCAGCUCUUUGACUCACGUUUAUGACGUCAUGUCUCACACUCAUGUCACCAUGAAGGAAUGUGACCGAUGCAGAACUAUGAAGCAAAGACAACUGAUCUCCUUCGCUGUGUCAGUGUUGUUAUGGGAGCAUUUUUAAACAAGUGGUUCUGCUGGAUUACAGUGUAAUUCAAUAUACAGUUAAUUUUAUGUAAUAUAAAUACUGUUAACUUAAAGAAACAGAUUUUAGUAAAUUUUACUGUAAUCAGUGCUGUUAGACAGUGUGGCAUUUCUUCAGGCUUUCCUUUUAAGACCGCCAAAACCCACAGCUGCUUAAUAGCUGUGGAUUCUGGCAGUUUUAAUUGGCAGAGAUGGGUUUCAUUCUUAAUUUUGGAAGUGACAAAUUGCUCUAUUACCCAGAAAUCAUGUUCUGAUGUUACCACUGCGCUGCCUUCUGCAGGAGACUCAUUUUCCUCCAUGUGGCUGCUCAGGGUGCAGAUGAAAGCUGCAGCUGCAUCCUUGGUUUCUAAUCAUUUUUCAGUACAGACACAGAUUUAGAUAAAACUGCACUUUGAGAUUGUAGAGGAGAAAAACGGAUGUAUUUGCUGUUCUACCAAUCUGAUCUGUUCAUAUCUAUGAAUAAAAUAAGCAAUUUGUCAUGAAUUGUGAGCAGUUUGAUGUUAGAAUCACUCAGGAUACCAGCUCAGGAUUUCUGAUGAAUACGACUCGAUAUUAAACGUCAGUGCCUUUUGUUGCCGACUAACAUUUGCUGUAGCAUAGAGUAUCGUUCAAUAUCAAGUACCACAAAAAUGAAAUUGAAUAUCUGGUCAGAUGUGUUAUCUUGUUCUCUUGCUGUUUCAUCAGAUUGUUCCUCAUUUAAAUCAAAAUGUAGCCAAUUUAAUUUUAUUUAGACAAAGGUCUAGUACCGUUAUACAGAGCCUGGGAAAUAUCGAGGCCACAAUUUACUUAUUUGUGUGCCUGAGAUACAGUUUGUGGCCUCAAUUUAAUUCAAUCAUUCCCUAGUUUUGAUUAGUUUGUGUGCAUGAAUUAAAUCAUUGUGGGAGUAUACGAGGCCACAUCAUUAGUUGCAGCUGCCAUCUGCUUGAGGCACUUGACCUUGGUUGCACUUAGCAACGGACAGUACUCCCACUCUCUGUACUUGUUAGUAUUUCACAUUAGUGAGCAAUAUCUUUUGUGAAAGUGCACCCAGCGGUCCCUCCGCCUCACUCCCCGCCACAAGGAGACUACCUUGGAGCGGGCGGCUGCUCUGGAGAUGGACCUUCAGUCAGCAGCAACUUCAUAUCUUGAUAUCAGUCAGCACAAAUGUCAGUCUGAUCCUGGACAUCAUCGAUAAGCAAAGUUUCUGUUGCUGCCAUUACACCGGGUAAAUUCAGCACUGAUGAUGGCCACUAGCCGACUGUGACCCCCGGUGUUGGGAUUUGUGCUGGCUGAAUUUGAGUUGUUAUACCCACAGGCCAGUGGCCAGCAGCAGCACUGGGUCGAGCCUGUGUAACGGCAGCAACAGAAAGUUUGCGGAUGCAGUGGGAGUUAGAUCUGGUCCAGGAGCACACACCUGGCGCUGGGGUUUGUGAUGGCUGAAUACAAGCUGCCACAGUCACUGACUGAAAAUCCAUCUGCGAAGCUGCUGCCUGCUCUCUAGCUAAUUCUUGUCUCAUUUGUGCUCUGAUAAACAUUAAAUUUAAAUUCAGUGCCCCAUAAUGCUAUUUUCUAAGCGACUGUACAUGUCAGUGGACCAGUGUAAGCACGCUGAGGUUUUUGUCAUGCAGAAUUGGGCAUGGUUUCAUCGCUGCCAGGUCAGAGUAUACUUUGUGACGAGUGUCCCCUUGCACCAACUAUUCUCUUCAGAUGUCUCUCACUUGUGUAAAAAUCGUGCCUACUUGCAUAGCACUGAUUUAAGUCUUGAUUGAGGCUAAUCUCAAAAUAAAAUUCUGUAAACCUC